This is a messenger RNA of Lactuca sativa (garden lettuce), 894 nucleotides long. The record is from RefSeq and is a predicted model, not a curated record. Lineage: Eukaryota; Viridiplantae; Streptophyta; Magnoliopsida; Asterales; Asteraceae.
AUGCUUCCGGUUACAUUGAAGGGUGCUGCAAAAGAUUGGCUCAAGUCACUUCCCCCCGGACCCAUCACUACAUGGGCCAAGAUGAAAGAAGAGUUUCUUGAUCAAUUUUUCCCACCUUCCAAAAUAGAUAAGUUAAAGAAAGCCAUAGCCAACUUUGAGCAACAAGCUGGAGAAUCACUUUAUGAAGCUUGUCAACAAGAAGUCUCCAUUUUCUAUGAUGGAGUGAAUGUUACAACAAGGCAAUUACUUGACACACAAGGCCCACUCACGAAGAAAGCACCCCCGGUGAUAAAGCAACUAAUUGAGGAAUUCUCUAAGCAUUCUAGGGAAUACCACAACCCAAGGAAUGAUGUGACGAGGGGGGCAGCUUAUGCAGCUUCAGAAGAUUUGCCAGCAGUCAUGGCUAUGUUGAAAACCAUGGAUAGGAGGAUGGAUAAAAUGGAUCAAAUAAUACAUGCUAUUCAGGUGGUUUGUGAGAAUUGCAAUGGACCUCAUCUUACUAGAGACUGUGACUUAGACGAGAAUGGGAACAAGAAGAUGCAAAAAGCUAAGGAGGAGAAGUAUAAACAAAAAGGAAGAGGGUUUUACCAAAAGGAGAAGCUGGUGCAAGAAAGAAAACCAAGUUUGGAGGAUAUACUUACUAAAUUUGUAGCUGCUUCAGAAAAGAGACACAAUGAUCAUGAUGCUGCAAUACAAGAGACAAGAACAAUACUUAGAAAUCAGCAAGCAUCUAUCCACAACAUUGAGACACAGCUGGGGCAACUUGCCCAACAAAUAAAUCAAAGGUCACUGGGAGAACUUCCUAGUAAAACCGAAAACAACCCACGAGGCGCACAUAUAAAUAUUGUGACAACUAGAAGUGGGCAGAUAAUUACCCCUCUGGCGCCUGUUUAG